AUGUGCUAUUGGUACCUCAUGGGAUAUCAGAAGCCUCCCAGCGAGCGGGCUGGUAGUUCUACUGAUGUGAGGAGGGGUUUUGAAAUACGCCGCGUCUUAGCAGAUAAAAUCGCCCCACCGCGAAACCACCUCGCGUUUCAGAAGAUAUACUUUGCCGAUUAUGGCCCAGCGCCCGGUAAGCACCAGAGGCGGCCCCAAGGGGCUACGACGGCCGGAACAGGUCUUGCUCAGAAAACGGAUCCUUAUAUUUAUAUAUCGGAGUAA
Messenger RNA from Macrosiphum euphorbiae (potato aphid), 264 nucleotides. NCBI's taxonomy places the organism in Eukaryota, Metazoa, Arthropoda, Insecta, Hemiptera, Aphididae. The record is from the annotation of a GenBank genome assembly.